AUGGGGAAAGCAAAGGUAACGCCAUUGAAGAAAGUUUCAAUUCCCAGAUUAGAGCUGUUAGCUGCAGUUUUGGCAGUAAAAUUAGACAGUAUCGUUAGACGUGAGACCACUCCUCGGUUUAAGAUCGCCGAGACCACCUUCUGGAGUGAUUCCAUGAUUGUGUUGGGGUAUAUUACCAAUGAGACGAAGAGAUUUAAAACCUUCGUUGCAAACCGAGUCACGAAAAUCAGAGAAGCUUCUAAACCACACCAAUGGAGACAUGUGAGGAGCGAAGAUAAUCCCGCAGACGAAGGGUCUAGAGGAACCCUACAGAUGAGAAAAUGGGUAACAGGUCCAGGCUUCUUGUUAGAUUCCGAAGAAAGGUGGCCAAGAAACCCUAUCUUAGAUAUGAACUUAGCUGGCGAUCCAGAAGUUAAGCUGUCUGUCUUCACCCAUACAACCAAGGAAAAACCCAAAAAUGAUGUUCUGGAAGCACUAUCAUCGAAAAUUUCGACAUGGACAAGACUACUCAGGGUGUAUGCAUGGGUGCUGCGUUUUGCUAAGAACCUACUUUCUGAGGCUAGGCGAGUUAAGAGUAGCAGUCUCUCUGUGAGUGGGAUUAGAGCAAGUGAAUCCAAAAUCCUUAAUUGGUUGCAGCGGACCGAACUGUCUAAUUGGAAAACUAACAAGAGCCUCACCAAACUUAGUCCUGUUCUGAUGACAGAUUUAUUAAGAGUAGGGGGAAGAGUAAAUCAAGCCCAAGUUUCAGAAGAGAAGAAGCAUCCAGUGAUACUGCCAGCAAGAACGAACAUCACCAAACUCAUAAUCCGACAUCACCAUGAGGCAGUGGGUCAUAGCGGUUGGGCAUCAACCCUCAACUCAAUUAGAGAACGCCGCUGGUUGAUCAAUGGUCGUUCUGCUGUCAGAAGUGCAACUAGAAAUAGUGUAGUUUGCAAAAAAUAUCAGGCAAAACCAGUUCAGCAGAUUAUGGCUGACUUACCAGCAGACCGAAUUACCGAUAAUAAGCCGCCCUUCACGUUUGUAGGUAUCGACUACUUCGGACCGAUCGAUGUAAAACAAGGGAGAAGUCGAGUUAAAAGGUACGGGUGUAUCUUCACUUGUUUAGUUAGCAGAGCCGUACACCUGGAGCUUGCCAAAGGGCUUGAUGCAGACUCGUUUAUCAAUGCGUUACGCAGAUUUUUAGCUAGGAGAGGUCAGCCUGAGAGAAUAUAUAGUGACAACGGUACGAACUUUCAUGGUGGAGAGAGAGAUUUAGCCGAAGCUAUCAAGUCAUUUAACAACAAUCAGAUUGAGACUUUCUGCCAUACCAAGAUGUUUGAGUGGCACUUCAAUCCACCCAAUGCAAGUCACUUUGGAGGUGCCUGGGAGAGAUUAAUAAAAUCAGUCCGCAGAAUUUUGUACGGUGUAUUGAGGCAGCAAACAGUUUGUGAGGAUGUUUUGUCCACUGUCUUGACUGAAGUUGAGUCGAUUCUUAAUUCCAGGCCACUAACAAGCAUCUCACAAGAUAUAAGAGACGAACAACCUUUAACUCCUACCCAUUUGUUACUGCUCAGACAGGGUCCUGACGCUCCUUUAGGUAAUCGUGUAGACAAAUCAGCAUCCUAUGGGAAGAAGAGAUGGUUGCAGGUCCGGUACCUGGCUUCCUUAUUUUGGACGUGUUGGCGUAAAGAGUAUUUACCACUUCUACAGCAACGGAAUAAAUGGACUACACCAAAGGAAAACGUUAGGAAAGAAGAUCUUGUACUCCUGGUAGAUGAGACAACACCUAAGGGAAGAUGGCCGAUGGGCAAGGUUGUCCAGGUGUAUAAAAGCAAAGACGGUCGUGUGCGAAGCGUGGAUGUUAAGGUCAACAACAGUGUACUCAAGCGACAAGUUGUUAAAAUUUGUAUCGUGUAUCGAUCAUCUAUAGCUAAUCUUUAG
Anneissia japonica is the source of this 1920-nucleotide messenger RNA. RefSeq lists its product as uncharacterized. NCBI's taxonomy places the organism in Eukaryota, Metazoa, Echinodermata, Crinoidea, Comatulida, Comatulidae. The record is from RefSeq and is a predicted model, not a curated record. Gene Ontology annotation, biological process: DNA integration. The transcript has a single exon. Gene Ontology annotation, molecular function: nucleic acid binding. Bases 1 to 1920 code for a protein of 639 amino acids.